AAACAUAUCGGAGCUUUCGAUUCUCUAUUCUUGAGCCACUCGACUACGACCGACUCUCGCUCGACCAACUCUUGGCCCCCGCAGUCCACUCACCUACACGCUAAACGAUUCCAAAGUGCGCAGACAGCAGAAGCACUACAGUUGGAGCAGUCGGAGCCGCGUGUUUGCCAGAGUAGUGCUCCCCCUACACGCGAAAAAGUGCGAACUUGUAGUCUCGUGCGAUCUAUCCAGAGUCCUGAGAUAAUACACAGCGGAGCAGUGAAUAUCGUCUCUCUGUUGCUUGGCCGUCCUGCGCAUCUCACGCAAAUAUAAAAAUAACUGCGCGACUCUGCAAAAGAAGAAGCAGCAGCAGCGUACAGUAUUGAAAUCAACGAAAGCCAGCAGAUAUUUGAGCGUAGAGCGCGCGCGACUUGACAGUGCCGAGCAGGUAAAACGCACGAGCCAAUCGAGCAGGUUUUACCCGACAACAGCGAGCAUAUAAAACAAGGAGAGGCUCGAGGUCCUCGUCAGCCGCUACUAGCUACAUUUUGCCAAUUCCUUUUCUCGCUCCACACUUGGUUUUGCAGCAGUGCAACGGCAGCAGUGUGUGCGCGCAAAUUUCGAUUCAUAACCGACGUCGUCGUUCGUAGUAGUACGUCGAGGUACGGCGGCAGCAGCUGCGGCAGCACCAGCAGCAUAUUAGCAGCAGCAGCACUGGCAAAACCAGCAGCAGCAGCAGUAGCCGGACGGAGCGACUGAAGUUGCUCUCGUGAGUCGUCGCUCGUUUCUAUACACGCAAACAGCCGCAGCAGCAGCCAGUUUUGUGCUAUAUUCUCCGCACAUCAGAUCUCGACGAGAGACAGCCCAACAGUUGCUCACAUCUUUUAAUCUUCAACAAAAAACACACUUAACAGAAAAUGGCCGACCAGCUGACGGAAGAACAAAUCGCUGAGUUCAAGGAGGCGUUCUCGCUCUUCGACAAGGAUGGAGAUGGCACCAUUACCACCAAAGAGCUGGGCACAGUCAUGCGCUCACUCGGUCAAAACCCAACGGAAGCCGAGCUUCAAGACAUGAUCAAUGAGGUUGACGCUGAUGGUAACGGUACGAUUGACUUCCCCGAGUUCCUCACUAUGAUGGCGCGUAAGAUGAAGGACACGGACAGCGAGGAGGAGAUCAGAGAAGCUUUCAGGGUGUUCGACAAGGACGGCAACGGUUUCAUAUCCGCAGCUGAGCUUCGGCACGUUAUGACAAAUCUCGGUGAAAAACUUACCGACGAAGAAGUCGACGAAAUGAUUCGAGAGGCCGACAUCGACGGCGAUGGUCAGGUUAAUUACGAAGAAUUCGUCACAAUGAUGACUUCAAAGUGAAUCAACUGAAGUGCUUGGGAAAACUCGCGACUUAGAGUGGUGUUGACGUGCUAAUAAUGAAAAAAGGGAUAUUUGUAAAAACAACAGCAACAACUUAAACAACAGUUUGAACACAACACACAAGAUAUUUAAAACAAAAAAAAAUUAUAUAAAUAUAAUAACACACAAUGGAGAAAGCGAUUUAAAAAACUUCAUGAGCAUAUUACAGGAAUACGAAAAAAUCCAUUUUUAAUCAUUAAGUAAACGAAAAAAAAAUUAAAAAUACGUCUCAAUCUCUUCAACAUAAGCUACAGCAAAAUUAAUAAGAGUGUAAAAAACAGCAAAUUCAUUCAUGUAACAUUAUUAUUAUCAUUAUAAUAUAUCGAGUCUUGUAUCAAGGAUGCAAAAGUCUUGAAAGCACGAGAUGUAAAAUGUCCCGUUCGACAUGUAUUAAUCGUCGUUUUACGAUAAGUAAUAAGGGCAAUUAUUAUUACUAUUUAUUAUAUAAUUAUUACUGAAUUCAGAGUUUACCAGCAAAUAAUACCUUAGCAAGAAUUAAAUAAUGUCUCAUUAGAAUGAUGAUUCAUAUGCCGAUCUGUCGACUAUAAAUAUAUAUUAUGUUAACGGGAACGAGUGCUGAAUACGAGUACCCGCGAUCGUUAACAAAAAAGUAUAAUGUCAACCGUGUCUCGUUAUGCUAUGAUUUUUUUUAAUUUUGCCGGUUUUAUUACAUACAACAAAACAGUAACAACAAUAAAGUAAAUGUUUAAUAUUUUCCAAUAAAAUCAUUGCUGCUAAGAAAACCAACAAAUAGACAUAUGAGAAAAAUUCUGAAUAUAUUGUGUAUCGCACUAGGGCACGCAACAACAAACAACUACAAUCGAAAUGAAGAUAACAUCAUUAAUAUGACAAAAAAACUUUGCAUUUCCGCUUUUUCCUUUCCGAAACUUUUACUCACCCGAUUUCCAGUUCACUCAUUCCUCUGGAUUCUCUUUUUUAACGAUAAUAAUCAUAGCUGACUGUAACUGAAUUGAUUGUAAUGUAAUUGCGAUUAAAAGAGAUGAAAAGGAAGGAACGAGCGCUUUUAGUGAAAUCGUUAUUUUAAUGAAUAUAACAACAAAAUAAAAAGUGAAUUUAGCAUAGUAGAUUUCUCCUUCACGCAUCUUUGAAUAAAGUUUGAUGCACUUUGCUAAGUCGUAGGUUGUUUCUUAUAAGCGUUACACUAAAAAAGUAUUUACGAUCAAAAAAAUAUUAAGAUGUCUUAAAUCGAAUGAUGUGUUGUAUGAAAGUAUUUUUGAGCUAUUACGAAGAAGGCACGUAACUGACUAUGAGAUGCAUUGUGAAUGGAAGAAAGAUGCGAAAAUUUUAUUUGCGAAAAUUCAUCAAAUUUUGUUCAAAGACAGUGUAAUUUUUUAAAUAAAUAUAAUGCAUAUUUAAAUAAAUUAGAAUUAAGUUCUCCCAUUACUGUUAUUAUUGCUAUACAUAUCGAGCUUUCCGAUAUACCUUUUCUCUUUUACUUCACACCUUCACGCUUAUGUAAUCGACGGACAAAGUAUUUGACAGACGUAGCGUCUUUGUAAUAUGCGACCAAAUGAUGGUAAAAAUGCGACAAAAUUGAAAGUCCAACUGUUGAAGAAAAGUGUUAUAACCGAUAUGUAAUGCACGUAUACUAUUUAAAUUUCAAUGUGUUAUCGAAUUGUUUGUCAAUCAGAGUAAAAUCUUUGAGUUUUGUAA
Molecule: messenger RNA, 3059 nt
Organism: Trichogramma pretiosum
Lineage: Eukaryota; Metazoa; Arthropoda; Insecta; Hymenoptera; Trichogrammatidae
Product: calmodulin
Exons: 5
Coding region: 897-1346 (149 amino acids)
Molecular function (GO): calcium ion binding; enzyme regulator activity
Source: RefSeq, a predicted model, not a curated record